GCAGAGGCAAACACAGGCUAAUAUAAAAAGACAAAAGGGUGGAAAAGAAAUAUUUGAACUAUAUACAUGUAGUAACUAUAGACUUUGGAAAGAAUGCGCAUGGUUAGUUCUAAGGCUGUUAGCUCAGUCCAUCUAGCACAGAUCUUUUCUGGAUGUCUGGGAGACCGCAGCGUCCUCUGUGCUCUGAUAUUUCACCAAACCCUGUGAAUUCUGCUGGGCUAAAUAAACAUUACAGUGCUGCUGAUCACAUCCACUGAAGGAAAACAGCACUUCAGUACAGAAUCUGGGGAAGAUCACAGCCCUUUCUCUGGUAAUCCCAGCUGCAGCUCAGUGGAACCCUCACCAUUUCAGCUUUAUAUUCCUGCAAUGGGACUGUUUCUGCAACCUUUGUUCCUACACUAUGUUGCUGUGACUUGUUCUCUAGUGGUUUAUGGAUAUAUGGAUGAAACUAUAGAGAAAGCAGUGAAAUCUGAAGGAUAUUGUAGCAGAAUUCUAAGAGCACAAGCCGGCACAAGAAAAGAAGGGUAUAAUGAAUUUUCCUUAAGAGUAGAAGGAGACCCGGAAUACUACAAGCCGGGAAAUACUUACAGGGUAACACUCUCUGCUGCUAGUCCUGCAUAUUUCCGAGGAUUCACACUCAUUGCGCUGAAAGAGGGAAAAGAAGGAGAAAAAGAAGAAGAUCAUGCCGGGUUUUUUCAGAUAAUAGACGAUGAAGACACCCAGUUUUUGAGCAACUGCCCCGUAGCUGUCACAGAAAGUACCCCACGGCGAAGGACGCGGAUACAAGUUUUCUGGACAGCGCCUUCCAUUGGGACAGGCUGUGUAAUACUCAAGGCAAGUAUUGUGCAGAAGAAAAUAAUUUACUUUCAGGAUGAAGGAUCACUCACAAAGAGAAUGUGUGAGCCAGAUGCUACAUUUGAAAGCGGAAAUGAGAAGGCAAUACCGGAAUGUUGUGCCUGCGGAACAGCUAAAUACAGACUGACCUUCUUUGGCAAUUGGUCUGAGAAAUCACAUGCAAAAGAUUAUCCAAGGAGAGCCAAUCACUGGUCUGCAAUCAUUGGCGGGUCGCACUCUAAGGAAUAUGUUCUGUGGGAAUAUGGAGGAUAUGCUAGCGAUGGGGUGAAGCAAGUAGCAGAGUUGGGUUCUCCAGUCAAAAUGGAAGAAGAGAUACGACAAAAGGGCGAUGAAGUGUUAACAGUCAUCAAAGCGAAAGCCCAGUGGCCGGCCUGGCAGCCCCUGAAUGUGAGGGCUGCACCAUCUGCAGAGUUCUCUGUGGACAGGACUCGGCACCUGAUGUCUUUCCUGACCAUGUUGGGUCCGAGCCCAGAUUGGAAUGUUGGGCUCUCUGCCGAGGAUCUUUGUACCAAGGAAUGUGGAUGGGUCCAGAGAGUUAUCCAAGACCUAAUCCCAUGGGAUGCGGGCACGGACAGCGGGGUCACUUAUGAGGCACCCAACAAACCUACAAUACCACAAGAGAAAAUCAGACCACUGACCAGUCUGGACCACCCACAGAGCCCAUUCUAUGAUCCAGAAGGAGGUCCCAUUAUUCCGGUUGCUAGAGUUAUUAUUGAGAGAAUUGCCCGAAAAGGAGAGCAAUGCAAUAUAGUGCCCGACAAUGUGGAUGACAUCGUGGCGGAUCUUGUCACAGAGGAGAAAGAAGAAGAUGACACCCCGGAAACAUGCAUCUAUUCCAACUGGUCUCCUUGGUCGGCUUGCAGCUCUGCCACCUGUGAUAAAGGCAAAAGGAUGAGGCAGCGCAUGCUGAAAGCACAGCUGGACCUCAGCGUUUCCUGUCCAGACACCCAGGACUUUGAACCUUGUAUGGGGCCAGGAUGCAGCGAUGAUGAAGCCUCAACGUGCAUGAUGUCCGAGUGGAUCAUGUGGUCUCCAUGUAGCGUCUCUUGCGGUAUGGGAAUGAGAUCCAGGGAGCGAUAUGUUAAGCAGUUCCCGGAGGAUGGAUCAAUGUGCAAGGUUCCAACAGAAGAGACAGAGAAGUGUAUCGUCAAUGAGGAGUGCGAGCCAAGUACUUGCAUUGUAACAGAAUGGGGUGAGUGGGAGGAAUGCAGCGCCACCUGUGGGAUGGGAAUGAAAAAGCGACACAGGAUGAUUAAGAUGACUCCAGCAGAUGGGUCCAUGUGCAAGGCCGAGACCACAGAAGUGGAGAAGUGCAUGAUGCCUGAGUGCCAUACUAUCCCAUGUAUGCUCUCACCCUGGUCUGAAUGGAGUGACUGCAGCGUAACAUGCGGAAAGGGGACCAGAACACGACAGAGAAUGUUGAAGUCACCAGCGGAACUUGGAGACUGUAAUGAGGAGCUGAAGCAAGUGGAGAAAUGCAUGCUGCCCGAGUGCCCUAUAAACUGUGAACUGACUGAGUGGUCUCACUGGUCGGAAUGUAACAAGUCAUGUGGAAAAGGACACAUGAUCCGGACACGGAUGAUCACCUCGGAGCCACAGUUUGGAGGCGGCCAGUGUCCAGAAACUGUGCAACGUAAGAAAUGCAAAGUGCGAAAAUGCCAAAAAAAUUCUGGUUCUGAAAAGAGACGCCUUAAGGAUGCCCGCGAGAAGAGGAGGAGUGAGCGGACAAAUGAGGAAGCAGAUGGAGAAUACCCAGUUUGCAAAAUGAAGCCAUGGACUGCAUGGACAGAGUGCAGCAAAUAUUGCGGUGGCGGCAUUCAGGAGCGGUUCAUGACAGUAAAGAAGAGGUUCAAGAGCUCUCAGUUCACAAGCUGCAAAGACAAGAAGGAGAUCCGAGCUUGCAAUGUCCAUCCAUGUUAGCAAACGCCUCACAUGGGAUGCCCUCCAAGUUACAUAGAAAGUCAAUCUUUAUUAGAUUUUUUUUAUCAUAGAAUAUAUACAGUGCUUUUCUUUUUGCAAUGUACUUUGCUUACUAUUCUUGCAGGUGCAAGAACUAUAUUUUCUAAACAUUCAGCUGUAAUAACUUAAUCAUCUGGUUAGUUCAAUAAACAUUACAUCUUACUGUACAUCUUGAUCUUUUAGCAAGAGAAUUUGACUCCGGACAAGCCAUUACUUUUUAGUCACGAACUUUAACCUUAAUAAACAAUAUGACAUGCAUGCAAGGGAAACCAUGACCAAACAAGACAGCCUGUGCUGUUUUCCAAAUGCACAUUGAUAGACCGAGCAGAAGGAUAACACACUCAAUCCUAAAUCCCCAUCUGUACAUCUGCUUUGUUUGAUCAGACUUGUCUGAAAGCUGUAUUACCUUGACUUACUCAAGAGUCAAAGCAUGUUUUCUUUAUAGUAAUUUUGUAUUAUAAAUGCCUUAGUGUAUAAUGUUAAAUCUACUGAUAAACUCACGUUUCUGUUCUGUAAUUUGUUUUGAGGAGCUGAGUACACAGAACUACAUCAGCUCCCCAAAACACGUGGUAAAAAAAUAUAUUGUGUUCUCUUCUUGAAAAUUUAAACACUAAUUCUGCAGUUGUUAUUUAAUUUAGUGUUGUAUUACUCUCAAGGUGCAAUUUUGGACAGGAUGCAAUGAUCUUAAUGUUGAGUGAGUGAGUGAGUGAGUGAGUGAGUGAGUGAGAGAACAAAAAUACAAGUCCAGUAGGUUCAACCAUUUCUAAUUCGUAGCUCUGUUAUAAAUAGGCAAAUCAAUACCCCAGUGAGGAAGUUGCCAAUUUAAAAGUAAAUGGGAAAAAAGAAACAUAGAAUGUAACAGCAGAUAAGAACCAUCCUACAGAACCAUACUCUGCUCUCUUUUUCCCACCCAGUCUGUUUGAAACAAACUGAGUGUAUGUCAGUACUCUCCUUCCUGAACUUCCCAUUCCUCAGGAUGGAAACUUCAUAGGAGAAAGGUUUUUUUACCUGUUUAUCUUAUUUUAAAUAACACAAUCAAGAUUAGGAAAGUAAAGUGUAGCAUGGAACCCUUAGCUGAGAACCAGAGUGGAAUUGGCAAAAAUAGCGUGAUAGAAAAAUUUAUUUUAUUUUACUGAACAGCACCUAAAGCUAUUUUUUAUUUUUAUUAUUUUGGUGGUGUUAUCCGUUAAAUUGACAGUCUUGUCAAUGUUUUCAAUCAUUCUUAUGUUGCUUACUCUUACUUGUCCUUAUCUUUUUCGUGAUACCUUGUCUAUUUCAGAGUCUCAAACUCUAAAGUGACCAAAAUUCUAAACUUACAAUUACAUUCUACUAGUACUAUUAGUCACAAUUGCCCAAGUCUAUUGGUAUUCUAAUAAAAAAAGGUAAACAAAUGCCUGAUUAGUAUGAAAAGCAUUUUUUAUGAGUUCAUCACAAUCUGUUUUUAAAAAUUCAGUGGCAGAAAACUUUUAGAAGUGGAGUAAAGUUUUGGUCUGUUAUUUUUAUUCUUUAGCUUAACAGCAAGCAUGGGUGGAAAAAAAAACAAUAAAAAUAACAAUUUAUACACAAAAGUGUAAAUUAAAAGUAAAAUCAAUGGUGUAAAAGCUAAAAUAACUUGAAACUUAUUUGUCUUGUAGUAUUGUAUUUCACUUACCAUAAAUAAAUUACACGUUUUUAUUUAAGUUGCUUUUAAUGUUUCAAUUGUGACAUCUGUUUAAAACCACAUUGAAACCCAUUUAACAGUAUUGUGUAAAAAGUAAUGAUAUAACAUCUGCAAUUAUUACUAUUUAGUAUAAUAAUUUAGCAAGACAAAUUAAAUCAAAUAUCUCACUGGUUUCUGUGGAUUACAGCAUAUAUAUUCCAGUUGCACUAUUUUAUUAAACAAGCCUCACUUAAAUGUUUUCACUUUACAUAAUUUGACAUCCCAGAUAUACUGUAUUCUACUAACAUAAAGUAACCCUGUAUCUGAGGUUUACAUUAUUAUUCUUUUAAUAAUGUGGGUAUGUUGUUUGGAAACUGUCACAUGAGAAGAAAUAUGAUUAGUUAUUUAUAUUUAAUUUAUAUAUUUAUGUUUUUGCCAACCACCUAGAAUGAAAAACAGUAGCUAGGACAAAACCAUGACUUCACUGGGGUAAAUUAUGAAAGUUACUAGAAUUAAAAAUAUAUUACAGAAACACUGCACAUACACAUAAAUAGAAAUUAUUUUCUAGUUUCAACAACGUUUGGGAAUUAAUUUUUGGUGACUUUAAAUUUGUGUCCAAUUUCCAUUUAAUAAAUAUGACAGUAUACUUUUAUAAUGUCAUUAAGAAAGUAAUAUCAAUAAAUCAUUUAUCAUUAUAGAUUAUCCCUGUUGUCAAAAUUAAGAUCCCUUCAAUUAAUGAAAAAUACUUUAUUAUAAAAAAAAAUUAUGCAGAAUUAUGCAGUAAGCUGUAUUUGUUGUUUACAAGCCAAUGGAUUUAACAGUUAGAAUUGCUAUCUUCGAAAGAAGUACUUGCAUAAAAAAGUAACAAUAAUAUUAUUGGCUGAACAUAAUUAGUUUGUAUUAUGUUUGUUGAUUUGCUGAAACAUGAUAUUUCUUAUCUUUAAUAUAGUGGUAUUUGUGUAAACCUUUUAUUGACAAAUAAAUAUCUUCAUGAGCAGCACUAUAACCAGUUAUAAGGAGUUAUAAAAAGCAACAAAGGCCAUAUUCUAUAAAAAAAAGAGCUUAAAAAUAACCAAGAUAUUUUAUUUUACAAAAAGUUCUAAAACCUUGUACCUUUAAUAUUUUUUUCUCAGUAAGUAACUAAUGGGGCACACACACGAUGCUAUUUGUGCUAGGUGAGAUUUGAGCCUAUACGAUCUGUGCUAUGCAAUUUGGACUAAGUGGGGUAUGCUAUUUGAACUACAUCCGAUUUUGAAUACACUACAACAGUGGUUUCCAAACAUUUUUGAAUCACGGCGCCCUAGAGUAUCAGAAUUUUUUUCACGGCACCCAUAGGCCAAAAUUUUCUUAUUGAGAAAUUUAGAGAGAAAUAUGAAAUUAAGUAGAUUGUGUUUAUAUGUCAUCCUUAGGCUCAAUUGUGUGGUGGGGAAACAAUUUGCUUCUGUUUGUCCCCAUAUUUUAUGACUGACAGCUACUAGCACUGGUUUUGCCUAUUAUAUUAACCAUAAAUAAUUUGAAUUGGUCCUGGACCACCAAUCCAAGGCACCCCUGCAAGUGUCCCGAGGCACCCCAGGGAGCCACGGCACACAGUUUGGGAACAACUGCACUACAAUGUACUAUGUGUGCUGUAGUACAAAGAUACCUGCCUGCACAUACUAUUUUGCCUUGAGAUGUGGACUAGACGGGAGCACGCAUUGUAUCGCAAGGGACAAUACACAAGGUGCUAUUUGAACUAAAAAGAUUAAAUAGCAUGCAAUAAUUGCACCGUGUGUGGGCACCUAAAGACUCAUCUUAAAUUAUCUUCAUUAGCAAUAGCGUCCCAUCUGAGUUAUAAAGAGGUACAAUAUAACCUAACAAGAUAACAGUGAAAUUAUUCCAUAAUAUUUUGAGGGUAUCACCUCUAAAAUGCGAAAAUACACAUUUUUAAUUUUCAUAUUCAAAACAGAUAGUUACAAAUAAAUAGAUAUAUAAUUUGGUUAUUUAAAAAUACCAAUAAUAGCAGUUACGCAAGUCACAUUAUCUAUAACACUGAGCAAAUUUGUUGUGCACCACACUUUCAUAAAACGUGAGAGUAUAUAGCUUUUUAUGUUCAGCAAUGGAAUAGAUUUGAAGGUACAGUAGGAUUUUAUUAAAUUGGAAAUAUUAUCAACCGAUUACAUUUUAACUUACAUACAUUUGUAAUGUGUUAUCUUAGGAAAAAUAUAAUGGAAAUUUGUUUUCAUUUCAUUUUGAUGUUCCUUAUUUACCGAAAGUUAGAUUACCUUAAUGUAAACAAGAGGUUAUACUGACAAUUGAGAUAGAGUAUUUAAUUAGCAGAUCUAAAUACUUUUCAGUAGCAGUAAAGUUUAGAAAAGUUAUAAUACUCCAUAAAUUACCAAUAAAGAUGAAUAAACUCAUUUAUUUUAAAAUCACACAUUUUAUAUAGUUUUUCAUUAUACAACUCUAGAAGAUCUUCAUAUAAAUACAUUAUAGAAGUAUAAUUGAAUAUAGAUUUUAUUUAUUAAAAUAAAUAAAAUGUAUACAAAUAAAACAAAUUCUUAUACAAUUGAUUAAAUUUUAAAAAAAUCUGUUUUUUUAUUUCAGACAUUUAAAUGCUUAUUGUAUUUAAUAAAAAUGAGACAUCCUCAUUAAAUAUUCAAUUAUUUGCUGUUAUUAAUUUGUAUAUUUAGAAAACAUCCCUACAGUUAUUCUAUAGUUUGUUGAUGUUUUCUAAAUAUUUUUUUAGUAAAUACUAGUAAAGAAAUGAAGUAUGGCAAGUUGGUUUCUUUAUCAAUCAAGGAACGCAAACAAAACUAAAAUAUUUUGCCUUCAUUAAAAAAAACCAUUGCAAACAUGUUUUGAGUUUUAAUUGUUAAAAAAAAAUCUUUAAUGGAAGCUUAAUUAUUUUAGGCUUAAAGAAAAGUGUAUGUUUUCACAUACUGUAUUACAAAAUGAAAAUCUUUAUUCUAUUCAAAGCACAGGGUUUUUUGUAUGUUUAAAUGUUCAACUUUUUGUUUUUAACAAUGCUGUUCCGUGAGUCGGUUUGCGUCUAACAUUUGGUCUUUAUAAGCCUCAUUAAUAACAAAAAUGAUGUAGGGCUUUAUAAAAUAAAACAUUUAUGUGCCUCAUAAGAA
Messenger RNA from Pseudophryne corroboree (corroboree frog), 7566 nucleotides. It is a transcript of the gene SPON1, whose product is annotated as spondin 1. The coding region runs from base 367 to 2775 and encodes 802 amino acids. Gene Ontology annotation, biological process: cell adhesion. The record is from RefSeq and is a predicted model, not a curated record. NCBI's taxonomy places the organism in Eukaryota, Metazoa, Chordata, Amphibia, Anura, Myobatrachidae. The transcript is spliced from 16 exons. Gene Ontology annotation, cellular component: extracellular matrix.